UGCAGAUCUUUGAGGUUCGCAGAUCCCCGCAGAUCCCGCGGGCGUUCCCCACCCGCAGAGCAUCACGGCGCUCAUCGCUGGCCCCGGAGUUGGCGCGGGGCCACUCCGCGGCAGGGACGGCGGGGACCUCCCGUCCGGGAAACCAGCCCAAACCGUACAUCCUGGGGAACCCGGCGAGCCGCGGCGCGGGGGGCGGCCGAGGACGGCGGGAUGAGUCCGAGAGCAGGCUGAGCGCGCCCGCCGGGGAACCAGCCGGGUCGCGGCGGAGGACAUGGCGUCUUGGCUCUGGAGAAGGCUGCGUGGCAAGAGGUGGCCAGUGAUGGCGUUCUGCCUCCUGAUGACCCUGUCUGCGGUGGCUGUCACCCGCUUCCCCCCACAGCCUCCAGCUGGCAGCCCAGCCCCUGGUCCCCUGGAGCUCCAGGAGGUGACCGGUGCCCCUGUCCCCCAUGUCCGGCAGGCUUUGAGCUCCGGCCGGAGGCAGUGGGCAAGAAACCUGGGAUUCUGGAGAGGCCGGGCUUCACCCAGGAAUUCUGUCUCGGUCUGUGCUGAGGAGCGAGGCCACAGAGCGCGAGUGGACAGAAGCAGGCGGUCCCCAGGAGGGGACAGUGGCCCUCCAGGGAGGUUCAGGAGGGACAUUACUUUGACAGGAGAUCCGAGACUCAGUACUCAGCAUCUUGUGCUCCUGAGGGAGAAAGAGGUCAGAGAUCCAGGAGCCAAAGACCUGGGCCACCCCUGGCAUGGUGGUCUCAGCCAGGAGACUCAGAACACCAUGGGCACCCACGUCGACUCACCUGUAGGGAGUGAUGUGGCAGCCUCACCGGCCUCGAGAGCUGCUGCUGGGCUGCCCCUUGGGCGCUAUCCAGUGAAAGGCAAGGGUCUGCCGGGAGGUGAGGACAGAGCGUGGCCUGGUGGGCGACAAGCAGAGCACCCCACCCUGGCCUCAGGGACUCGUCAGUGGCCUGGCUCUGCGGGGGAGCUGCAAGGGUCUGUAUGGUGUGACGCCGAGACCCCCGGACUGUUGACCAGCUCGAGGACUGGCAGGCAGGUUCCCCCAUGGCUCACAGAACGUGACGUGCAGACCCUCCGGCUGUUGGCCCAGGGGGAGGUGGUGGGCAAAGCCAGGGUCCCCGCCCACGGGCAGGUGCUGCAGGUGGGCUUCUCUGCUGAGGGUGCCCAUCAGGACCUGUCUCCUCCCAGGCUCAGCCGACUCUGCUCCCAGGGCCUCUGUGGCCUGAUCAAGAGGCCUGGGGACCUGCCCGAGGUGCUGUCUUUUCACGUGGACCGUGUGCUGGGGCUGCGCCGGAGCCUGCCUGCUGUGGCCCGGCGCUUCCACAGCUCCCUACUGCCCUACCGCUACACGGAUGGUGGCGUAAGGCCUGUCAUCUGGUGGGCACCUGAUGUGCAGCACCUGGGUGACCCGGAUGAGGAUCAGAACUCUCUGGCCUUGGGCUGGCUGCAGUACCAGGCCCUGCUGGCACAUGGCUGCCACCAGCCCAGCCAGGCCCCGUGCCUGGGCAUCCGCCACACCGAGUGGGCACGCUUGGCGCUCUUUGACUUCCUGCUGCAGGUCCACGAUCGCCUGGAUCGCUACUGCUGUGGCUUCGAGCCUGAGCCCUCAGACCCCUGUGUGCAAGAGAGACUCCGAGAGAAAUGCCGGAACCCGGCCGAGCUGCGGCUGGUCCACAUCCUGGUCCGGAGCAGCGACCCGUCUCGUCUGGUCUACAUCGAUAACGCCGGCAACCUUCAGCACCCCGAGGACAAGCUGAACUUUCGGCUGCUGGAGGGCAUCGAUGGGUUUCCCGAGUCUGCCGUGAAGGUUCUUGCAUCAGGGUGUCUACGGAAUAUGCUGCUCAAGUCGCUGCAGAUGGACCCAGUGUUCUGGGAAAGCCAAGGCGGGGAGCAGGGGCUGAAGCGGGUCCUCCAGACCCUGGAGCGGCGAGGACAGGUGCUGCUGGGACACAUCCGGAAGCACAACCUCACACUCUUCAGGGACGAGGACCCGUGAGCCCCGCCACUGCCCAGGCAGGGCUCUCACCUCACCGGUGGGGUGCCUCACAACACAGCCCCGGGUCGAUGAUCAUCCGUCCUGAUGACCAUGUGUUCUUGGGGUCACCCAUCUUGUGCACAAAUGGGAAAAGCCAGAAACCAGAGGGGCACAUGGAUGUUUCACCUGCUUGGGAUGGUGGAGGUGGCAUUGGGUUUGUAGUCUCAGUACGUUCCUUUCUGCUGCCUUAGCUCCGGCUGUUCACUCCCUUGCACCAAUAUAGACAUUAAAACAUG
Molecule: messenger RNA, 2280 nt
Organism: Lemur catta (Ring-tailed lemur)
Lineage: Eukaryota; Metazoa; Chordata; Mammalia; Primates; Lemuridae
Gene: GASK1A
Product: golgi associated kinase 1A
Exons: 5
Coding region: 272-2005 (577 amino acids)
Cellular component (GO): Golgi apparatus
Source: RefSeq, a predicted model, not a curated record